Molecule: messenger RNA, 4537 nt
Organism: Homarus americanus (American lobster)
Lineage: Eukaryota; Metazoa; Arthropoda; Malacostraca; Decapoda; Nephropidae
Product: tubulin alpha-1C chain-like
Exons: 10
Coding region: 164-1537 (457 amino acids)
Biological process (GO): microtubule cytoskeleton organization; mitotic cell cycle
Cellular component (GO): cytoplasm; microtubule
Molecular function (GO): GTP binding; structural constituent of cytoskeleton
Source: RefSeq, a predicted model, not a curated record
GGGUCGGCGGAGCAACACACAAGUCACUGGCGUGCUCACCCAUCAACACGUGCGCACCAGCAACUAGUUCUGAUCUUAAGGUCUUCAACCUGAGUAAUACCUGGUUGUUUCUUGGGAUCAUUGUGUCAGGUGAAGUUCAGAAAACCACAAUACUGUUAACAAGAUGGUCAGCGGAGGUCGAGAAUGUAUCAGCAUGCACGUGGGUCAGGCUGGGGUGCAGAUGGGCAACGCGUGCUGGGAGCUGUAUUGCCUGGAACACGGCAUCCAAGCUGAUGGCGGCAUGAUAAUGGAUGAGACAGAGCCAAAUCAACCCUACAUAGCGGACGACUCGUUUAAUACCUUCUUCAACGAGACCAGAAUGGGAAAGCACGUGCCCAGGGCGGUGUUCAUUGACCUCGAGCCUACAGUGGUGGAUGAGAUCAGGACGGGUACCUACCGGUCACUCUUCGCCCCCGACACCCUCCGCACUGGCAAGGAGGAUGCUGCCAACAACUACGCCCGUGGCCACUACACCGUUGGUAGGGAACAGAUGGAUGUUAUUCGGGAAUGUGUUAGAAAACAAACGGAGCAGUGUUCAGGGCUUCAGGGCUUCCUUGUCUUCCACUCCUUUGGUGGAGGCACCGGAUCAGGUUUCGGCUCUCUUCUGAUGGAGCACCUGUCCAUUGACUAUGGUAAAAAGUCCAAGCUCUGCUUCUCCAUAUAUCCUGCCCCACAGGUCUCAACAGCUGUGGUUGAACCAUACAACUCCAUCCUCUUCACACACACAACACUGGAACAUGCGGACGUGACAUUUAUGGUGGAUAAUGAAGCCAUCUAUGACCUCUGUAAGAAGAGGCUCGACAUCUCCCGACCCACAUACACUAACCUCAACCGUAUGAUCGGGCAGGUGGUCUCCAGCAUCACAGCCUCACUCAGGUUCGAUGGAGCAUUGAAUGUUGACCUGACAGAGUUUCAGACCAAUCUUGUGCCUUACCCCAGGAUACACUUCCCACUGGCUACAUAUGCACCAGUAGUGUCAACUGAAAAUGCCUUCCAUGAGGAUUUUAGUGUGCGUGAUAUAACUGCUAACUGCUUUGAUACAACCUACCAGAUGGUCAAGUGUGAUCCCAGGAAUGGUAAAUAUAUGGCAUGUUGUCUCCUCUUCCGUGGGGAUGUUGUUCCUAAGGAUGUCAGCGCUGCCAUUGCCGAGACACGCACCAAGAAAAAUAUUACUUUUGUCGAUUGGUGUCCAACAGGCUUCAAGGUGGGCAUCAACUACCAGCCACCAACUGUGGUACCUGGUACUGACUUGGCUAAAGUAGAGAGAGCUGUUUGUGCUCUCUCAAACACAACUGCAAUUAAGGACGCCUGGGAGCGCCUCGACCGCAAGUUUGAUUUGAUGUUCUCCAAAAGAGCCUUUGUACACUGGUACGUUGGAGAAGGCAUGGAAGAAGGAGAGUUUGCAGAAGCACGGGAGGAUCUAGCGGCCCUGGAAUUGGACUACCAUGAGGUCGAGCAGUCUCCACCAGAAGACGAAGAAUAUGAUGACAACUAUUAAGUCUUCACUUCCAGCACGUGUGACAAACAACACACAGUCACUGGAUUGCCCUCUUCCUUCACACAAACUGAAAAUAAAGUCAUCAGCAUUCAGUGCACCUGAUUGUAUAUAAAAUUCCAUUGCCAUUUUCUUCAGCUAUCUAUUUUUCUAGCAUAAAAGGCUUACUUUUUCCUGUGAAAUUUGUUGCUACUUGUUUAUUUAAAAUACUUGGACAAUAGAUAUGAUUUAUUGAUGGAUGGUAACAUAUCAUGAAAAAUUUUAAUUCUUAUAUUGAACUAUGAUCAUAGUUAUCAAUAAAGGUAAGUUUUAACAUUUAUUAUCAUCACUUCACUGAAAAUAUUUCAACUCACAACUAUGGGACUUUUUUUUUUAUAUAUGAUAUAGAUUUCUUAAAUAAUUGUAAUUGAAAUAUUUAUUGUAAGUAGAUUAUUCCUCAUACUCACAAUGUCACAUAUAUUACAGUACACUGUACAUUAUGAUUACUGGGAAGAUUAAUAUUAAAUAAAUUAGCACCUGUAUUCACUUUUCCUGACUGACUGACUUCUUGUUGUAAUGGUUAACAGAAAAUUUUUCCAUUCUCUGUUACCAUCAACAAGAAAUUUGAUGCUUCAUACUACUACUGUGCUGUAUUCAGUUACAGCUCUACUGUACUAGUGAUAUAAAUACAUGACCUAUUAAGGCACCUGAUGUUCAGAGCCAAACUAAAAAAGUGUGAUAUUACAGGAUAUUAGGCGAGAUUGGAUAAAGUAUUUAACACAGAAUGAUUGAAACUUUACAAUAUCUGUGUCUUUACUUUAUCCUCUUCACCAUUGGUUGGCAUUCUAGCCAGCCAGGUUGUCAGUCAUGCCUCUUUCACACACUGUUGGCAAAUACAGUACUGUACCAGGUCCAAAAUAUACCUGAACUGCUGUGGGAGAAUAAAGAGGACAUCUUCCUCUUGUAUUUGGCUCCUUUUAAUUUUGGCCACAAUCACUAUUUUGUGAUUUUCCAUUAGUGAAGACAUGUUGAAACAGCCUUUCAUCUCCUUAUUUUCUGGUUUCAUUGAAGAAAGUGGUACUGUACCGAUUUCAUUUUGUGGCAGCCUAACCAAUAUGUAAUAGUCUUCAGCAAAUGUUUAAAGUGUUGCUCCAGAAUACUUGUCAGUUAAAACCAUGGUGAUAGUCAGUAGCUGCUUUAUGCUAUAUCAGAGUAUUUUAAACAGGGUUACUGUUACUUCUUAAGGUGAAGUACAGUACAGUAUUGAGCAUCAGUCAUACAUGGGGAACUUGGAGGUACAGGUCUCAGACAAAUGAUAGUGAGCCAAGAUACACAUUAGUAAAUUCUCAUGUGUUUAGCAGUGUGUUGGGAAUUUUUAGUGAGGGACACUGAAGUCAUGAGUCUGAACAUCUCCCUAAAUGUUGAAUCAACCAACCCAAUUGUGCAAAAUGUGUGUGAUCAAAUGAUAAUUAUUAUUUUAAUAUGAAAGGGUCACAAACAUCAUUUUCACAUUUGACUUGAUGAAUCUAACUACAAAGUGUCACAACUGCAACUUGCUGGGUCACAGGUGAGACAGGUCAUGUAAGGUCAGUGUGGGACAACAAGUGUUGAUAAUUGGGAUACUGUACUGGGUCAGGCAGGUAAUUUGAGGUUAUGGACAAUAUUAGCAUGUUUCCUGUGGUGAACAAGUUGUGUGAGGUCAGUACAUGCCCAGUAUUUGCCAACAGUGUGUAAUAGAGACGAGACCGACCACUCAAAUGGCCAAUUAGUGGCAAAGAGGAUAAAGUAAAGUACUGUACAGGUUAAAGAUCAAGGAGGGGUAAAUAAUCAUGCCUUUGUCACUGGCUUUCUGGGUACAUUUCUUUCCAGGAUAUUUUUCAGAAACAACAUGUUACUAAAAAUAUUAAUAAUAAUAAUAAUGUAAAGAUAAUUUUUAUUCAGUUUACAGUUGUCGGCGUGCAGUUCAACAUGUGUAUACAAUGCAGGUAAACAGUGUACAUAGACCUUGGAGGUAAAAUAUAUGUACCACUUCCAAUGUACCUAGAUGGUGCAAGUACUGUAUAUAACAAUAGUAAACAGCAAGGCAAUUUGAUGAAGGCUAGCUGACAAAGCCCUUAGAUGUUUAUUUCUAUGGUGCUUUUUUCUCUGAUGUAGGGAUUCUUGACCACUUCAUUUCCAAUCAUUAGCUAAAUUUGUCUUGCGUCAGCCCCCCCCAAUCCCUCCCCCUCCAGCACAGUAGAAGUUGUUCACAUAAAAUAUGUAGGAUAAUUCAUAAUUGUGGACAAAUAGCAAAGAAUGAUGUAAGUUUGUUGAGGGUCUCAGAGGCUUAACCUGAUGUUAACUUUAACCAAAUCAAAGCAUUGCCAUCACUCAUAAUAUUGUGAAUUUUAUUACAGAUCAUAUGUUUCAGAUUGUUUUCUACCAUAUAAAACGCACAGACAAUACUAGUAGACCAGCCUCAGUUCCUAGUAUAAGGUAGGGUACGUUUCUUUGUAUAACUUUUUUAGUUUUUGAUGAAUUAUAGAGCUUGUCAUUCAUUAUGUAAAUCCAAUUGUUUUAUGUUAUUAUAGAAGUAUAUAUACUGGUGACUUUAAUGACACUCCCCUUCACACUGUCUGUGAUACAAUCUGUCCAUGAAUUGAGGUGUUGCCCAAAGUAAAAGCGUAAGUGCCAGUCUGAUGUUUCGAGAUAUCUGUAAUUAAGGCUUACAUGUGCCUCGUGGAGAUAGGCAUUCUGCAGAUUGUAGUCACCUGGUUUCCAAAAAUCAUCAUGCACCAUUUAACCAUUUUGAUGUCUCUUUUUCGAUCUUCUCAAAACAUUGCCAUUAUUAGGUACAAGGGAGCCCCACACCAGCAGCUGCCACAUGCUGUGGUGUAAGCUAUAGGUUUACAGUAAGUACUUAUACCAACUGACAGAGAAUUUAAAAAAGAGAAUAGAAAAAAUCUUAUCUCAAAUUUGCACAUUUGGCACUUACACCCUUACUGUAGGUGAUGCCUCAGUUGUUUAAUAAAGUUGCAAAAAUAA